This is a messenger RNA of Hyla sarda, 11390 nucleotides long. It is a transcript of the gene SLC1A2, whose product is annotated as solute carrier family 1 member 2. The coding region runs from base 440 to 2110 and encodes 556 amino acids. Gene Ontology annotation, molecular function: neutral L-amino acid transmembrane transporter activity; glutamate:sodium symporter activity; L-glutamate transmembrane transporter activity. The transcript has 12 exons. Gene Ontology annotation, cellular component: plasma membrane. The record is from RefSeq and is a predicted model, not a curated record. Gene Ontology annotation, biological process: L-glutamate transmembrane transport. NCBI's taxonomy places the organism in Eukaryota, Metazoa, Chordata, Amphibia, Anura, Hylidae.
AGGAUUUAAAGGAGUAACAGCGAGUGAUGUCAGCCCUGCCUAAAAUAGAGAGGGAUAGACUGCAAAUCCACUGCUAGGAGACUAAAACCUUCCAAUCCCGCUCUAGUCAGCAGCAGGUCAACACGGUGCUCCUGGAAGAGGAGAAAGCAAAGGAUCAAAGCAAACCCACAAGUCCACCUCCCCCUCUGGCAUCGACCAAGAGAGCUGAAUCUUCACCAGGGGUGGCAGUGCAAGCCCUCAAGUCAUUUCAGGUCUGGAUGCUGGAGAGACAUUGAGCAGAGGCAGGUGCUCCCGGUUCCUAUGUCUUUUUUUUGGUUGGGGGAACUCUGAGGAUUAUUUGAGACGUCUUAUGUCACCACUGAAGGACUUCCCAAAGAUCUUUUAAAGUGAACGCCGAUCCCAGGGACCUCUUGGAGAAGACGCGGAACCCCGAAACAUCAUGACGUCCACUGAAGGUGCCAACAACACCCCCAAACAGGUGGAAGUGCGUAUGCAUGAGAGCCAGCUGACCUCAGACGAAGUGCAUCCCCGAUCACCAUGCCUGAGAUGUUGGGACAAGAUCACAGGAAACCUUUUGCUUUCCCUUACAGUAUUUGGUGUCAUCAUGGGAGCAGUUUGUGGGGGCCUCCUCCGGAUGGCGUCUCCCAUCCAUCCUGACAUUAUUAUGGUCAUAGCCUUUCCGGGAGACAUUCUCAUGAGGAUGUUGAAGAUGUUGAUCCUACCUCUGAUCAUCUCCAGUUUAAUCACAGGAUUGGCUGGAUUGGAUGCAAAAUCGAGCGGACGUCUUGGCACCAGGGCAAUGGUAUAUUACAUGUCAACCACCAUCAUAGCUGCAGUCUUGGGGGUCAUCCUUGUGUUGGCAAUACAUCCUGGGGACCCCAAACUAAAGAAGCAACUUGGAAAGGGCAUAGAAAACGAUGAAGUCUCCAGUUUGGACGCUUUCUUGGAUCUUAUCCGAAAUCUCUUUCCUGAGAACUUGGUGCAAGCUUGUUUCCAGCAGAUUCAAACAGUUACCAAGAAGGUCGUCGUGGAACUCGAAACCGAGGAGCCCACCAAUGUGACAGACUCCUUCUUAGAGCUCGUGAACAACACGGCCCCCACAACUACAGAGGAAAUAAGAAAAAAAUUGGAGUUCAAAGAUGGCAUGAACGUCUUGGGUGUCAUUGGCUUUUUCAUUGCAUUCGGCAUUGCCAUGGGCAAGAUGGGCGAACAGGCCAGACUGAUGGUGGAGUUCUUCAGCAUCCUAAAUGAGAUUGUGAUGAAACUUGUGACAAUGAUAAUGUGGUAUUCUCCCCUUGGUAUCGCUUGUUUGAUCUGCGGAAAAAUCAUCGCCAUUAAAGACCUGGAGCUUGUUGCUAGGCAACUGGGAAUGUACAUGAUCACCGUCAUCGUUGGCCUCAUCAUCCAUGGAGCUAUUUUCUUGCCGACUCUGUACUUCGCGAUCACCAGGAAAAGUCCAUUCCCCUUUCUGGCCGGAAUCUUCCAGGCCUGGAUCACAGCUCUUGGCACAGCCUCCAGUGCCGGAACAUUGCCCGUCACCUUCCGUUGUCUGGAAGAAAACCUGGGCAUCGACAAAAGAGUAACACGAUUUGUGCUCCCUGUCGGGGCCACCAUUAACAUGGACGGAACUGCUCUCUACGAAGCUGUGGCAGCCAUUUUUAUUGCUCAGAUGAACGGUGUGGUACUGGAUGGAGGACAGAUUGUAACGGUGAGCUUGACAGCCACUUUGGCCAGCGUUGGAGCAGCCAGUAUACCCAGUGCAGGCCUGGUUACCAUGCUUCUGAUCUUGACGGCUGUGGGGCUACCCACCCAGGACAUCAGUCUACUGGUCGCUGUGGACUGGCUUCUGGACCGUAUGAGGACUUCCGUCAACGUGGUGGGUGAUUCCUUCGGUGCCGGCAUAGUCUACCAUCUAUCCAAGGCAGAGCUGGACGCUCUGGAUAAGCAGCACGCACAGGAGCUAGAAAUGACCAAGACUCAAUCCAUCUACGAUGACAUGAAAAACCACAGGGAGAACAACUCAAACCAAUGCAUUUACGCAGCGCACAAUUCUGUUGUAGUCGACGACUGCAAGUCUUUCCACCGAGUCGAAUACCAGUCCUGUCUGUAGGUGUUGUGUUCACUGCGGGGACCUUAGUAUGUAAGGUGACGCUGGCAAACAACGGCAAAACGGCAGACUUCAAUGCUGUAGUGGAAGAAACUCUGGAAGCGUAAGGGUGAUGGGAACCCCACCGCCACAGCCUGUCUUCACGAAGAGCGUUAGCGUACAGUAUGAUCUGAUGAAUCUCAUUCCAUUCAUAGCUACCCAGCACAUCCUUUACAGUCAUAGCACAGAAAAACCAUUUUUUGGGCAUCCGAAUAUGCAAAAUGGGCAAAACCAGACCAAUGACUGACUUGGUCUUGGGGUGUCGAGAAUGUUUGAAUGAGCUCACACCUCAUUUUAAGGACUCAGGUAUCAAAUGUGCAGAAUUUGGGAAGGUUCUGUCUACAAGGACAGUGUUCAUUACAUUCCGUUCAAUGGCUGGUCUCCUACCCAUUCCAUGUCAGGAUCUACGUUCAAUGCAUAUACACGGUAUUACAUAGCGGUGACCGACUUGUUUUCUCAAUGACCGCUUCAGGGGGGUCUUGUAUUUUACUAUUAUCUGCUCCGAUAUAUCUAUGUCAUGAUGAAUCUUAUAUUCCGGCCUGACACAAUGUUAAUAUGUUGAAGAGAUAUUUUUGGUCUUGAUACUUCUAGUGACCAUCUAACCAAGAUUCUAUAGGAUAUAUUUUAUAUUCAUAUAUUUCUAGGUUUCCUCACGGGACACUAAUUCAAAAUCAUAGCACUGAUGGUUUUUUUUUUCCUUCUUGAGAGAAUAAUGUUCCUUAAAAAUGUGAAAUUAACUUUGAUAUUCAGAAAUCUGUGACUUGUCUCAUCUCAGUGUAUAUUGUAUUUUAUGGUGUUUGUAUACUCACUUGAUUUGUUUUAUUCAUUUUAUUCUACUUAUCUAUUUAACACAACAUAGACAGAUAUUUCCUUUUACCAGUUACCUUUAGGACACGUUCAUUUGAUGGUUAUUAUAGCACAUUUAAAAAAAAAAAAUAUAUAUAUAUAUAUAUAUAUAUAUAUAUAUAUAUAUAUAUUUAAUUGAAUUUUUUUAAUUUAAUUUUUUUUUUAUGAAAAAGAAUUAGAUCAGAUAUAAAUUUAUUUCUUAUUUUUAUUUUUUGGCAGAUCACUUUUGCCUCAACAUUAUCCAAGUGCUUCAGACAUAUUAAUGCAAUAAAUGUAGGGGGAUGAGAAAAAUAUAAAAUUUUCAAAAUUUUGAAAAGAAAAAAAAAUACAAAAAAUUUUCUGAAUCGGAUUGGAAUUCUGAUUUCUGCAGAAUUUUUGUGUUUUUUUUAUUUUUUAUAAAUUGUCCUUAUCUUAGAUAAUUUAAUAUUUUUCUUAUUCCUCUAAUGAAACAAAAACAUUUUUUUUUCUGUUAUAUUUUUGUGUAAAAAAAAAAAAAAUAUUACCUAUUUCUCGAUAGUAUCUCUAUGAGAAGAGUGAUUAUAAGCACAGGUAUAUUUUUAUGGGAUCUUAGAAUGCAGAAUACGUGCACAGUGCCUCAGGUAUCUGCACCCACUUAGCACAUACGUGUCCUCCGGUAUCGCUCGGUGCCUGCAGGGUAGAAUGGAUUCGGCGCGAAUUCCUCUAGAGACCGUUACCAUGGCAUCCUGGAUCUGCACCUGGCUUCCGAUGAUAGCACAAGCAGCCGGGAUGCUCUAUAUAGAUAUGGCAGGUGAUGCUACAGUUUGCAACGUGCAAAAAUACCCAUCAUCGAGUGCAACUCCCCCUCCCCCUCUUUUCUUAAUGAUAGGCUCGAAAAUUUCACACCGCCAGAGCUAGAUAAAGUUUAGGCGACUACAUGGCCGAUAUAUUUGUUAUAUGUAUUUCACAUAUUUUCUCCAGAGCUUUUAUAAAAUUUAACUGACAGGCAUUUAAAGGGUUACUCCGCUGCUUAGCGUUUGGAACAAAUUGUGGCUCGUGACGCCAUAGCCCUGCCUCCAUGAUGUCAAGCCCCGCCCCCUCAAUGCAAGUCUUUGGGAGGGGGCGUGACGGCUGUCACGCCCCCUCCCAUAGACUUGCAUUGAGGGGGUGUGGCGUGACGUCAUGAUGGGGCGUGGCUAUGACAUCACGAGCUCCCAGCGCCGGCUUCCGCGUUCAGAACAGUUUGUUCCAAACGCUGAGCAUCGGAGUAGCCCUUUAAGCUCCACCCACAGUCAGACAUGUGACCUAACAGCUUAGCACUAACUGGAUAACUGCUCUCUAAGAUAGCGCCGGAGCAAAAUAUGGUUUAGGUGACUACAUGGCUGAUUUAUAUAUCUUUUGAGCUAUUAUAUGUAUUUUACAUAUUUUCUCCAUUUAAAUCCAGAGCUUUUAUAAAAUUUUAUUGACAGGCGUUUAAGCUCCACCCACAGUCAGACAUGUAACAUAACAGCUUAGCGCUAACUGGAUAAGUGCUCUCUAAGAUAGCGCCGGAGCUAAAUAUGGUUUAGGUGACUACAUGGCUGAUAUGUCUAUUGAUCUAUUAUAUGUAUUUUACAUAUUUUCUUCAUUCAAAUUCAGAGCUGUUUUUAAAGUUUAACUGCCAGCCGUUUAAGCUCCACCCACAGCCAGACAUGUGACCUUACAGCUUAGCGCUAACUGUAUAACUGUAUGCUGGGCUCUCACGAGCCGCUGCUCUGCCAAAUAGCGCCAAAACUAAAUAUGGUUUAGGUGACUACAUGGCGGAUAUAGAUGUAUUUUAUGUUUUUGUUUUUUUUCUCCAUUCAAGUCCAGAGCUGUUUUCAAAGUUCAACUGCCAGCCGUUUAAGCUCCACCCACAGCCAGACAUGUGACCUUAGCGCUAUCUGUAUAACUGCUCUAAAAGAGCCUACAUUCCGUAUUAUACACCUACCUACCUAGGGUCUAAUGAGGAGGGGCAUAAUUUCUGUACCUUGCACUUCUUAGUGACCGGUCUUAUAUAGUCAUUGACCAUAGAAAAGCACAAAGGGAGAAAGAAAGCACAAGUGAUCACGUUCCGUCCGAUGGAAUCCGCGUUCACCAGUUCCUAGGUAUUUGUGAUGCUUCCGACUGGUGGAUCCGUCUUUGGGACGAGUAAAAUUUAAUUAUCAUAAAUUAUUAUAAAUGAUUCAUUAUGAGACAUAAUAUCCUGUUCUGUGCGUGAAACGGGAUGUACUUUAUUAUAGGCCCCGCCCCCUCACCUAGAGGACUGCUACAGUGUAAAGAAUAGUGAAAAGACAUGGAAAUCUUUGAUUUUGAUGGUAAAAUGACUCUUUUGUGUCAUAAGAGUCAACGACCGCUGCCAACUUUCAUUGCCUACAUGAUCGAGAGCCAGCCCACCAUCAGUCGUACCGCCCUCUACUCCUCCCACAAUGCCUAGAACAUUCCUAAGAUAGCAUAGUAUAAGAUUUUCAUCUAAUCCAAUAGGAGGAUGAUUAAUACACUGCCAGUGACGUCAUGUGGUUUACAAUGCUCUGACUUUGCCUUUACACAAUUACGGACCAAAUAUAAGGGUAAAUGGGACCAGUGAUUAUUCCAUUUCUAUUUAAAUCAUCUCAUCCUCGCUCUGUAUGGUGCAAGCAGUAAGAAGUUAUUGGGGUUGCCCAGGAAUAGAAAAAAAUAAAACAGAUCUAAUUUCUUCCAAAAACAGCACCACCCCUGUCUUCAGGUUGGGUGUGGUAUUGCAGCUCAGUUGCAUUUAAAGGGAUUCUCCACUACCACACAACGGGCUGCGAAGGUCGUGACGUCACGCCACGCCCAAUCAAUGCAAGUCUAAGGGAGCGGGCGUGGCAGCUGCCACGCCCCCUCCCUUAGACUUGCAUUGAUUGGGCUUGGCAUGACAUCACGAGGGGCGUGGCUAUGACAUCACGACCCCCGCAGCCAGCACCCAAUGUUCAGAACAAAAUGUUCCAAACGAUGUUCCAAACGAUGGGGCAGUGGAGUACCCCUUUAAGUGAACGGAGACAAGUUGUAAUACCAUGCACAACCUGAGGACAGGGGUGGUGCUGUUUUUGGAAGGUCUGUUUUGCUAUUCCUGGACAACCCAUUUAAUGGAUUCCCAAACUCUACAAUCCAUGUGACAUCAGAAGGAUAUAUACAUUAAUAUGUAAUUGUUUUUUUUGCUGUUUUUUUUUUUUUCUUACAUUAUUGGCUUAGUCCUUCCGCCAUAUGUUGCUAAAUUAAACAAUAUGGUAAAAUUCAUAUAAACAAGCUAUAGAAGCCCCUGACAUCCAAGAGAUUCGGGAUUAUUGGAUGGACCAAAAAAAAAAAUCACAUAAUAGGAUUUUUUAGUCUAAAAAAUGUUGUAGCCCUCGAACAGUGUUACCCAACUAGUGUGCCACCAGCAACUGCAAUGCUGGAAACUAGUUUUUAGGAAGAGUUGGUGACUUGGGUAUAGUCCCUAAACAAUCUGGUAGGCACUCCAACAUAAACACCUGGGACUGUCUCGGUAUAUUAGGGACAAGUGGUAACUAGGAUACGGUCCCUAAAUUACUAUCUGGUAGACACUCCAACAACAACACUUGGGAUUGCCCCCAAGAGAUUAGGGACAGUUGGCAACUUACGUAUGGUCCCUAAAUUUACUAUCUGGUAGGCACUCCAGCAUCAGCACCUAGGACUGUCCCGUUAGAUAAGGGACAAUUAGUGACUAAAGUAUGUUCCCUAAAUUACAAUCUGGUAGGAACUCUAGCAUCUGGGACUGUCCCAGUAGAUUAGGGACAGUUUGUGACUAGGGUACAGUCCAUAAGUAUUGAUCUGGAAAACAUCCUAACAUCAACACCUGGGACUGUCUCGGUAUAUUAGGGACAAGUGGUAACUAGAAUACGGUCCCUAAAUUACUAUCUGAUAGACACUUCAACGUGAACACUUGGGAUUGCCCCAGGAGAUUAGGGAUGGUGGUUGAUUUAGGUACCGUCCUUAAAUUUAAAUCUGGUAGGCACUCCAGCACCUGGGACUGUCCCGGUAGAUAAGGGACAGUUAUUGACCAGAGUAUGGUCCCUAAAUUACGAUCUGGUGGGCACUCUAGCAUCAGCAUCUGGGACUGACCUGGUAGAUAAGGGACAGUUGGUCACUAGAGUAUGGUCCCUAAAAUACGUUCCGGUAGCCACUACAACUUCAACACCUGGAACUGUCCCGGUAGAUUAGGGACUAGGUUUAUUGUAAGCUUGGGGCAAAGGGUAGAUACCCUGUUUUGCCUCAAAAGCAACAAUUGGACUCCCCAAAUAAGUUCCAAAACAGGCCUAAGAACCUGACCCUUGGUGACGUCUCCAGGAAAUUUUAGUUUUUGGCCAUAAGGGUACCCAACUUUCGGAUUCAUAUCUACCGUGUUUGCGGUUUCAUAGAUUUUAAUUUAGGGACUUCUUAUCCACUUGUCAGACUCCUCGUAGAGUUGGAUUAAAUCGUAAAGAAAAAAACUAAAAACCAAAACUAAAAAACACAAAAACAUUCUCCCAAUGCAGUACAAAUCAUAUAUUUUGUGUAUUCCCAUAUCAUUUUCUCUCUUCCCAUAACAGAAUUUCUUUUUCUUUUUGCCCCUUGCACCCCGACCACCUACGACCCAUAUAACGUGUAUAUAGUCUAUACAUAUAUACAGCCGGCGUGUUGUAAAUAUAUCUGAAUGUGUCUCACGGUUCUGUAAGCAGCAACGCUUGUGAUGUCUCCUCAUUGACGAGUGACUAACUCCGGAUUGUGACGUACUAAUGGCCGUAAAAUGGAAUAAUAUUAUUAGAAUUUUAAAUUUUUUUUAUAUAUAUAUAUAAUUUUUUUUGUUUGUUUUGUUUUUCCCUGAUCGGUGGCUUAGUGAUUUAGACGUGUGAUGUAGCAAAGAGAUUUAGGAGCUAAAGUAGAACUUUAUUAGGUUUAUGUGGCAUGUCGCAGCAGUAGAGACUGAUAGGGUUAGUAAAAAAAUUUUGAAAAAUUAGCACAGUCGUCGGUGACAUACAGAGUUUGAUAUGGUAAUUGUCGUAAACUUUUUUUCCUCUAAGGAGAGCGUCCUAUGGCCAGGAAUAGGUGAAAGUGUUUUUUGGGGGGUCAGGCAGGUUGAUUAGUUUUUUUUUUUUGCUUUAUUUCGUUGUCCAAAAUGGACUCUCAUAGUUCGAUGUUGGGCUGGGGAAAUUCAGGCUGCCCUUUCAUGGUGCCUGAACCUAGAGUCCUCAUUGAGGUCCCCAGCCAACCCUGUAGACCUUGAUUGAUAGAUCUCUCCCUACACCAGUGGUUUCUCCCUGGUGGUUUUUUCCCUGCCCCAUUGGCCUCAACUGAUAGAUCCCUUCUCUCUAUGGGUAUAGGGCAAUCGUGUCAAACUGUAGCCCUUUAAAUGUUGCAAAACUUCAACUCCCAGUAUGCCCGGACAGCCAUUGGCAUGCUGGGAGUUGAAGUUUUGCAACAUCUGUAGAGCCACAGUUGCCCUAUACCCAUAGAGAGAAGGGAUCUAUCAGUUGAGGUCAAUGGGGCAGGGAGAAAUUACCUGGGACCGCCCUGAUGACUCAUGGUUUCGGGCAGCAUGAAAGCGAUGACAACUUCUUAUUCAAUUGGACCUAUCAAAAGAAAAUUUGUAGCUCCAGCCUGUAAUUCCCUUGUUCAUGCCUGCAGGUUCUAUGUAAACCUUCUCAACCAACCAAAAUCUAUCUAGUUUAAAACAGUGAAUAGAUGGUAGGGAGGAGGGAGAUGCAGCUGAAGUAGAAGUGUGGAGACACAAACUACACCAAAGUAAGGGGCAAACAGCAUAUGGGAAGGGUCCUCUCAGUUAGGAUAGGUUCAGGUUGAGUUUGUGCUGACACCUGUGGACAUUUUCACCCAGGAAACUUCCCAGAGACACCUACUUUGAUGAACAUUUGCAUAACUCCGCCUUCAACAAUCCUGGGACAGUUGGGAGGCAUGCUAAUGCUAAUAUUUAGGAGGUAAGGGUCAUUAUAUGAGAAUGGUUGGGACUGGUGGAAACGUGCUCAGAUGGUCUACAUAGGACCUGUUUCGAACUUACUCUCUCAGGAUUAGAAAAACAUAGUUGCUUAUAAACAGCACCCCCACCCGGUCACAGGUUGCGAGUGGCAUUGCAACUCGGCCCUAUUAUUUUUUUAAAUCGGGCCGCACCAUGAUACCCAGGGACAAAAAGAAGCGGAGAAUAGCCAUGUUUUUCCAGUCCUGUAAAACCUCCAUAAACUCUACCUCACUAUCUCAGUAUCUUUUCAGCUGUAUUGUCCUGGUAUAGAUACUUGUAGAUUUUCAUGUUUUUUGAAACCUAAAGGGAAUAUUCCACUAAAAAGUUAGAGGCUUGUUAUGGCCAUCAAGCACAUUUCCUUCAGCCAGGCUCCACCCACUUCCCUUGAGUUGAGCCAUGUGACACCAAAGCUCCUCCCAGAGAAGUAAAGGGAAUAUAAAGUAGUAUUUGAAGGCUGUAACAUAGGACAAAGCUACAAUAUACAACAUAUAAUCAUACAUUUCCACUGAAACAUUUCCAGGCCGUCGUCGACGUAACUGUGCAUUACUGAAUGGAAUUUUCCUUUAAAGAGUACCCGUCACUAAAUAAAACUUUUAAUAUAGUGUUCCUUGUGUAAUUAGCAGACACUUUUCCAUUUACUUGCUUUUAAAAUUAUCAACAUAAAUUUGUUUAAAAUGUAAUAGAAAAAACGGACACUAGGUGGCUCCGUUCUGUUCCCUGCUGCAAUUAAUACUGUGAGUUUGGUCUCCUCCCGGCCUGGCAGGAGACCAAACUCAGGAAGUGCUUCUCUGCACUGAGCCUGAUUGACAGCUGCACAGAGCCUCACUGAAACAUGCACAGUGCCUGAGGUCUUCUAUUCAUCACAGCACUGCAACCAUGUGAGGGCGGAAGUGGUUCCCCCAGCAGGCUUCACUGAUGUCAUGCCUGAUGGAAAACACCCACUUUCUCCUGCUGGGAGAUUGUACUAUGUGAGCAAGAAUAAAGGUAAGAUACAGAGCUUUUGAAAGCUCUGGAUUUAUUUUUAGGGGUAGGAGGAAUGUUAGAAGUAGUUAGGGAACAUAGCCUGAGUUAGUUUAGAAAAGUAUAUAUGGUGACAGGUACUUUUUAAAUGACGAGUACAUUUCAACUUGCACCUACAGGGUUUGAUCCAUAUCUAAUUAACACCUACUCAAAAAAAUAGCAACUGGACUUCCCCAAGUAAAUGGGUUGUAUAAGAAUCGAAAAACAUGACUGUUUACUGGCUACUUUUUGCUUGAAACAGCGCCACUAUUGUCCACAGACUGUAUCUGGAAUUGCAGUGCACCUCUAUUAGUUUGGUUUCACACCACGUUUUGUACUUACGGUUCCUGUAUACGGCUGGGAGGAGGGGGCGGGGCUUAAUCAUGGCGCCCGCACUCAGCCAUAUAGGGGAACCGUAUUUAAUGCAUGUCGGCUGCCUUUUCGGCCGUAUGCGGUUUCCCGACCGCAGGCAAAAACGAGGUCGACCGCGUUUUUGCCUACGGUCGGGAAACCGCCUACGGCCGAAAACGCAGCCGACCGGAGGCUGCGAUUCACUUCGGUCGGCUCAUAGACAUGCAUUAAAUACGGUUCCCCUAUAAGGCUGAGUGCGGGCGCCCCGAUUAAGCCCCACCUCCCCCCUCCUCCAAGCCGUAUACGGGAACCGUAAGCACAAAACGUGGUGUGAAGCCACCCUUAAAGUGAAUGGGACUGAGCUGCCGUACCAGACAGACCAUGACUACUAUCUGCCUGAAACAAUGCCAUUCUUGUCCCCAGGUUGCAGCUCAGUCCAUUCACUUCAAUAGAGGUACACUGCAAUACCACAUUGCAGUGCACCACCAUUGAAGUGAAUGGGACUGAGCAGCCAUACAGUGGCUACCUUCAGCAUGAAACAGUGCCAAUCUUUUCUGAAGGUGGUGUUUGGUAUUGCAGCUCAGCCCCAUUCAAAUAGGAUUCAAAAUAGGAUUGAGCUGCCAUACAUGACACAACCUGUGGACAAGAGUGGCGCUGUUUCUGGAAAAACCCACAUAUUUUUAAUCUCAUACAGCGAUUUUAACUCAGAUUAAUAUUGUACUUAUGUAAAUUGAAUGACAAUGUCUGUCCUGUGUUUUUUUUUUUUUUUAAAGCUAAAAUUGCAUAAUAAAGUGUGUAAAUUGUUAAUUUGAUGGCUGAUAAGUGGGAACGCCCAGGCCUCCCGGUGUUUGUCAUGUUGACGUGUAGGACCUCUCCUUCGUGACGUGUGCUGUUCAUGUGUAUAACUUCUGCCUUUUGAGAUGUGUAGGAAGUUGCUCUGAUGCUCUCAAACCGUGUCACAUCAUUUUCUGUAACUUAUGUAUAAAACUGGAAAUUCUUUAUACAUGACAAUACGAAUAUAACAUAAUUUGCUAAGUGUCGUAAAUCUAAUGUACAUAUUAAUAAAUGUUGGUAUAUAAAGCC